GCCGGAGCAGGUGGGAGCAUGACUCAGCACGUGGGUACGGAGCCGGGCUGAGUCAGCGGGAGGUACAUAAAGGCGGCGGCAGGUCCUGGGCCCUGUGUCUGGUCCCGAGUUCGAGGGUCCUGUUGCCGUGCCGGUAUGGAGUUCCCGGGGCUGGGCGAACACUGCUCGGAGCGCACCUGCAAGCAGCUGGACUUCCUUCCUCUGAAAUGUGAUGCCUGUGGGGAGGUCUUCUGUAAAGAUCACAUCCGUUAUGAUGACCACAAGUGUAGCUCUGCCUACAAGAAAAAUGUGCAGGUUCCAGUGUGUCCACUCUGUAAUGCACCCAUCCCUGUAAAGAAGGGGGAAAUACCAGAUAUCGUGGUUGGAGCCCACAUGGAUAAGGACUGCAAAUACAACCCAGCACAGCAAAGGCAAAAGAUCUUCACAAACAAGUGCUUAAAGCCAGGCUGCAAAAGGAAAGAAAUGAUGAAGGUUGUUUGUGAACAGUGUGGUGGUAACUUCUGCAUAAAACAUCGGCAUCCUCUGGAUCAUGAGUGUAAAGGCAGCAGCCACCCCAUCUCCAAGGCAGGAUAUGCUGCUCUGAUGAGAGCUUCUCAAACUGCCUUCAAGUCAAUGGGAGCAAUGGGAGUGCCAUCUAAUGGGAGUCUGCAGCACAACAGGUACAGGCUGUAGAAGGAAAGACAAACAUCGUUUAAAAAUAGUCUUGUGUCAACAUGGUGUAGGAGUACUGCUGUCAUACCUCUAACUGCUCUAGAGUUGGUCACCUUUGGUUGGUGUUGAGAAUGUAGUAGAGGGGUUCUGAUAGCAUAAUUGAAUAUUUAUUUGUCCAUCCUGUAGUGCUUACAGUAGCUAUAUUGACAGAAGCAUUAGGACAUCAAAUUGUUGUAAUGGGAGGUUGGUCUUCUACCUGCUCCAUGUGAGGCUUGGUCAAGUUCUGGAAAAAUGGUGU
Strigops habroptila (Kakapo) is the source of this 949-nucleotide messenger RNA. It is a transcript of the gene ZFAND2A, whose product is annotated as zinc finger AN1-type containing 2A. Gene Ontology annotation, biological process: protein targeting to ER; proteasome-mediated ubiquitin-dependent protein catabolic process. Gene Ontology annotation, molecular function: zinc ion binding. NCBI's taxonomy places the organism in Eukaryota, Metazoa, Chordata, Aves, Psittaciformes, Psittacidae. The record is from RefSeq and is a predicted model, not a curated record. Bases 136 to 672 code for a protein of 178 amino acids. Gene Ontology annotation, cellular component: cytoplasm; endoplasmic reticulum. The transcript is spliced from 5 exons.